Molecule: messenger RNA, 1071 nt
Organism: Fusarium pseudograminearum CS3096
Lineage: Eukaryota; Fungi; Ascomycota; Sordariomycetes; Hypocreales; Nectriaceae
Exons: 1
Coding region: 1-1071 (356 amino acids)
Molecular function (GO): oxidoreductase activity, acting on the CH-OH group of donors, NAD or NADP as acceptor
Source: RefSeq, a predicted model, not a curated record
AUGUCGUCCCUUCUCUACUCCCCCGUCCUGGGCUACGUCCAGAGCCUGAACAACUUCGUCCUCUCACCUGUUCUAUCCUGUCCACUGCUUCUCACAUCAAUCUACGCACCAGAACUCGCCAACAAUGCACUCUCUUCAAUCGCCGCUCGACUUCCACCUCAAAUCUCAGCUACCCUAGACCUCCAAACCGUCAACAAGGUUCUCCUCAUCUGGACUAGCCUGAGCAUCUUGCGUACCAUCAACAAGGUCCUCAAUGUGAUGGCUCACAAUUCUUGGCGUAUCAGACCCGCCUCGAAUUGGUCCUGGACAAAUGAAAUUGCCGUCGUCACUGGCGGCUCCAGCGGUAUCGGCUUGAGCAUGGUACAAAAGUUGACUGGGAUGGGAAUACGAGUUGCUGUCUUUGAUGUCCAGGAUCUGCCCAAGGAAUUGCAGGGUGAUUCGCGCGUUAACUUUUAUCGCUGCGACAUAACCACUGUCGAAUCUGUGGCGGAAGCGGCUGAUGCCGUGAGACGCGAACUGGGGCAUCCGACUAUUCUCAUCAACAAUGCUGGCAUCACGUCUCCGAUGCCGAUUCUAAAGAUGACAGAAUCUUUUCUUCGCAAGAUUAUGGGCGUCAAUCUCAUGUCCUUGUGGUACACAACUCAGCAAUUCCUCCCUCGAAUGAUCCAGCUUGACAAGGGUCAUAUUAUCACAGUGGCAAGUAUCGCGUCUUUCGUCGCCUUGCCCACAGGCGCCGACUACUCCGCGACAAAAGCUGGCGCCUUGUCUUUCCACGAGUCUCUCGCAAGUGAGCUCAAGCAUUUCUACAAGGCUCCCAACGUUUUGACAACUGUUGUUCAUCCCAAUUUUGUCAGAACACCCCUCGUCGAAGGGUUCGUGGACAAAUUGGAACGUGGAGGAGUAAAGUUUUUGACUCCCGAUGAUAUCGCGAAUGAAGUCAUCGCGCAGAUUAAACGCAAGCGCGGCGGUCAGAUUAUUGUUCCCAAGUCUGCCUCUGGUAUCUCGGGAAUUAGAGGCUGGCCUACUUGGAUACAGGAGAUCCUGCGGGAUAUGAUUGGAAAGACAGCUUAG